Messenger RNA from Hirsutella rhossiliensis, 822 nucleotides. RefSeq lists its product as uncharacterized. The transcript is spliced from 3 exons. NCBI's taxonomy places the organism in Eukaryota, Fungi, Ascomycota, Sordariomycetes, Hypocreales, Ophiocordycipitaceae. The coding region runs from base 1 to 822 and encodes 273 amino acids. The record is from RefSeq and is a predicted model, not a curated record.
AUGGAGACGCCGGCUGAGGCCGUAAUCAUGGUGGGGCGAAGCGCGUCGCCUGCGUCGACACCCGCGAAAAGAUCGACACGCGUCGUGAGGCCAAGCACCAAAAUUCGAGAAGCCGCGCGACAGCCCGACGAUCUGGCGGAGAAGACAACACGCGCAACUAGGCUUGCAACGCGCAUUGCCUCGGACGAUGUCGCCAUCAGUGACGCGACUGAGCGGCGCAAAGUUGCCAGCAGCAGCAGUGGCGCGAACGAAGGCCGAGCCAUGCUCCAGAAAGUUCUCGAACUCUUGAGCGAGUCACGUCAAGAAACGCAAAAGCUCAGCCGAGCGAUAGAUGCGCAAAACGAGAUCAUAUCCAAGCAACAGCAGAUGAUCCAGGAAAUGGAUCAACAAGGGAAAGAGAUGAGAGAUGAGCUUCGUCACAUCCGAGCGCAGUUAGAGACCCUGGCUACGCCCGCAUCUUCUCUGCAGAGCAGUCCGCAGAUGUCGUGCCAGACGCAGAUCGGCAACAUCCGAAAGGCCAUAGAGAGCGACAUGAGAAAGAGUCAGAGGCAGGAGACUUGGAAAUGCGCAGCGGUCGUGACAGACGCUCGAAACCCCGACCGGAUCAAAAUUUUAUGCAGAGACCAAACCGAGUUGAAGCAGGUCAAGGAAGCAGCGCAGAAGACGGUAACUUCGGGAGCCAGGCGUACCGCAGUGCUGGACGCCGAAGGCAACGUUCUGCCGGGCGCAGCUGAGGCGCUCGGAGCCGAGAAUUACGUCACGAUUGCCAAGAUCACCUGGCUUAGCAACAGAGAAAAGCCAAAGCGUACGGGUCAAUGGUGA